Molecule: messenger RNA, 1926 nt
Organism: Rattus rattus (black rat)
Lineage: Eukaryota; Metazoa; Chordata; Mammalia; Rodentia; Muridae
Product: carbamoyl-phosphate synthase [ammonia], mitochondrial-like
Exons: 10
Coding region: 49-1020 (323 amino acids)
Biological process (GO): L-glutamine metabolic process
Cellular component (GO): cytoplasm
Molecular function (GO): metal ion binding; ATP binding
Source: RefSeq, a predicted model, not a curated record
CAUCCAGUGGUGCUGACCAAGUUUAUUGAGGGGGCUCGCGAAGUGGAGAUGGACGCUGUAGGCAAAGAAGGACGGGUCAUCUCCCAUGCCAUCUCUGAACAUGUUGAAGAUGCAGGUGUCCACUCAGGGGAUGCCACACUGAUGCUACCUACGCAGACCAUCAGCCAGGGAGCCAUUGAAAAGGUGAAGGAUGCCACACGAAAGAUUGCAAAGGCUUUUGCCAUCUCUGGGCCAUUCAAUGUCCAGUUUCUUGUCAAAGGAAAUGAUGUCUUGGUGAUUGAGUGCAAUCUGAGAGCCUCUCGAUCCUUCCCCUUUGUCUCCAAGACUCUUGGGGUGGACUUCAUUGAUGUGGCCACCAAGGUGAUGAUCGGAGAGAGUGUUGAUGAGAAGCAUCUCCCCACACUGGAGCAACCCAUCAUCCCCUCUGACUAUGUUGCCAUUAAGGCUCCCAUGUUUUCCUGGCCCCGACUGAGGGAUGCUGAUCCUAUUCUGAGAUGUGAGAUGGCUUCUACCGGAGAGGUGGCGUGUUUUGGUGAGGGCAUUCAUACAGCCUUCCUAAAGGCAAUGCUGUCCACAGGGUUUAAGAUACCUCAGAAGGGCAUUCUGAUUGGCAUCCAGCAAUCAUUCCGUCCAAGAUUCCUUGGUGUUGCUGAGCAGUUACACAAUGAAGGUUUCAAGCUUUUUGCCACAGAAGCCACAUCAGACUGGCUCAACGCCAACAAUGUUCCUGCCACCCCAGUGGCUUGGCCAUCUCAGGAAGGACAGAAUCCCAGCCUCUCUUCCAUCAGAAAGUUGAUAAGAGACGGAAGCAUUGACCUAGUGAUUAACCUCCCCAAUAACAACACCAAAUUUGUCCAUGAUAAUUAUGUGAUUCGGAGGACAGCUGUGGACAGUGGAAUUGCUCUGCUCACCAAUUUCCAGGUGACCAAACUUUUUGCUGAGGCUGUGCAGAAAGCUCGUACUGUGGACUCCAAGAGUCUGUUCCACUACAGGCAGUACAGCGCCGGAAAGGCAGCAUAGAGCAGUAUGCUGGUCUAGUGAAGUCAUCCUUCAGUCAGCAGGAGCCACACUGUACCAAAGGGACUGGUCCCAGCCUAUCGCCAGAAAUGGAUGUUGUUGCCAAACCUUAUUUUUGGUUUUCCUGUUCUUAGUAGUCUGUAUCUUUAACCACUGAAUUGUUGUCAGUCACUGUUUCAAAACCAUCAGGUUCUUCCCAAGUCACUUGUUCUUCACAAGGAAUCCAACCAUUCAUACAUUAUCUUUUGUAGAACGACUUGUAACAUUUCAUGGUGCUGGUUAACAACAAUUGAAGUAAAAAUAGUUGCUGCCCUAUCUCCUAAAUUCUAUACUCUAAACAUACUCUCAUUUUUAAAGUAGCUUCUGUCACACCCAGAGUCCACUAACUGGACAGAUUACCAUGAAAUUUCAUUAAAAUAAAAUGUGGAUUUAAUUUAUGAAUGGCAUUAUGAUGUUUGUGUAUUGGUAUUUUUUGGGAAAUGAUUCUCAUUUACAUAGCCAACCUAGAAAUAGCAUUUCUUCUUCCCAUGAUAUACAAUGUGAGAUUGGAUUUCUUUGAUAGAUCCUUGCUUGAGGUUUUGGAGGAUGUCAGCAGAUGUCAGAGAACACAGAAGUGGUUAUAUUCUUGAUAUUCUUUUUGGAUUUUAACAUAAGCCAAGUGAAACAUAUAGACUCAUGAUAUUUGCCUUUGGCUAAAAUUUUGGAACACUUUAGAAGUUCCUGUUCCUUUUGUAUGAUGGAUUCUGAGUCUCACUUGCAUUCUGCAUUCCACACAUACUACACAUAGGGCCUCCAUCCCUUGACAUGCUAGAUGUUUUUCUUUCAAGGUAGCUUUUGUUGCUUUUAAGUGUUUUGUUUAUUACAGUGCCUUAAUUGUGAACUUUUAAAUAAAAUACUAUUGAGUGAAAA